AAACAUUUGCAUAUAAAUCAAAAAUGAAAUUUACUAUUGCUGUUGUUUUCAGUAUUUUAUUAUUAACUUUUAUUACAUCAACCUUAGCUUUUCAAAAAGAUUCUUUUAAAGCUUCAACUGUAAGCUGUGAUCUUUGCGAAUUUACUGUUGGUGGUGCAGAAUAUCUUAUUAAAAAUUUAAGUUUAAGUCAACAAGAAGUCGAUGCAGAACUCCAAAAGAUCUGUACUAUUGUUCCAGCUAAUAUGACUAAAGAAUGUAAAUUCUUUAUGCUUUUUACUGGUCCACUUAUUACAAGUGCCCUUAUUAAAGGCGAAAACCCAGAAACUUUAUGCACCACUUACAAAUUCUGUGCUCCAGAAACACCAUCACCAACUCCAACUAAAGCUGCUUUACAAUCAUUAAUUGGUAAUGAUAAUCACGAUUUAAAACCACAUGCCAAUAAGAAUAACAACAACAACCACCAUAAAGAUUUAAAAAUUAAAUUAAAUCAUUAAAAAAAAAAAAAAAAAAAUUAAAAUUUAAUUUUAAAAUAGUAAUAUAACUUAUAUUUUAGUAAUAAACAAUUUUAACAAUAAUAAAAACAAUGAUUAAAAAAAUUUUUUUUGGGUUUUUUUCCAAUC
This is a messenger RNA of Dictyostelium purpureum, 620 nucleotides long. RefSeq lists its product as uncharacterized. Bases 24 to 494 code for a protein of 156 amino acids. The transcript is spliced from 2 exons. Lineage: Eukaryota; Evosea; Eumycetozoa; Dictyosteliales; Dictyosteliaceae. The record is from RefSeq and is a predicted model, not a curated record.